UUGACGCGGACCUGAUGGGCGCUUUCCCCAGUGGGGCCACCCAGACCCCCAGGGACGCCGCCGCCGCCGCCUCCGAGGCCCGGGUGAGACAUGGUGUUCCCGCCGCCGCUGUUGCUGCCGCUCUCGCGCUGAGUCGGCAUCGCCCCCUUGCCUUUCCUUGCCCGGCCCCGCCCGCUGGCUCUGCCGGCCCCACCCCGGAGCUGCGGGAGGCAGACGAAGAAGAGGAAAGAAAAUGGAAGGGGGAGCACUCAGCGCCUCACACUCCUUCGCUCCCCGCCGGCUCCUCAAAGGAGGGCCGCUCUAAUAUCGGGUGGUCAGCUCGAGCCACUCAGCCCUUUUCCCGCCCGAAAGCAGCGCGCGCGCGUCCGAAGGAAGGAAAAACAGGGCCGCUCCCACCCCUUAUACUUCUCCUCCUCCCCUCACCGAACGAGCCACACUCCCGAAGCGGAAGCGAGGAAGGAGACGUGAGGGAAUGACGGAAUGAACCACUUCUUGGACUAUGGGGGAAGACGGUGACACCGGAACGGGGCCUCUUUUGUGCGCGUGAAGACAUCUCGAGCAAAAACUGUGUCAAGUCUUAUAAAGACGGAGAGACAUUUGCCUAGGAGCGUCAGAACUGGGCCAACUCACUCCUUGCUGACUAAUUUACCUGAAUCCCAGUCGCACAUCUCUUUUCCCAGCUACUUUUGUACCUGAUGGAUGGGCUGUACCACCACCACCACACAAAAGGAUGAUAAUAAUAUCUGCCUUUCCACCCCCGCUCCCCGGUCGAUUCCUAUAUAGUUCGAACUGGGCAAAAGGCAGAUCACGGGGUUGCUUCUUCAGCCCGCCACCAGCAUAUUUAAAACUAAUCUUCUCAUACGUUGGUACAGGCUACGGUAUACUUGGAGCGGGGAGACUUGGAAGUUCAGGAAGCCCUUGCCGCGGAGAAUUUUGGGAAGUGAAGUUUCCAAAUUCAGUGUGCGGGUUGUGCAAGCAUGCUCCAGGUGCUUGAGCUGUCUGGGCUUGACACUUGCACCCAGCCAUCGUUUUAUGGUUUGGCAGACUUUAAUUACCCUUUGAUACAGGAGGACGUAAAGACAACUAUGAACCUUAAAAAUUGUGUGUAUAAACGUGUUUAGACUCGUUCAAGGGUUGCAGAUAUCUUGCAGGAGCCUGUCGGUGUUCAGAGGUUCGUGCUUGCAAGCUAAACCACGGAAGGCCGAAGUGUAGAGAAAGAACACGAGAGCGAUGGAUUGACACGUGACCUCUCGAGGUCGAGCCCGAUUGGCGCAGGCGUGGUGCUUCCCUGUGAGGGAGGCGAGAACAUGGCGGAAGCGGAGUGAACGAUUUGUACGCCGAGCGGGUAGAAGAAUCAUUUCACAGCAAUGGAAAGUGAACCGAGCACAACAACAUGUUCUACGUGCACAACAACCAUCACCACCACAUCUUCCCCAUCCCGUACACAGCCACCUCAGAUAUCUGUUUAUAGCGGUGCAGAUCGGCAUGCUGUGCAGGUUAUUCAGCAGGCCUUGCAUCGUCCCCCUAGCUCAGCAGCACAGUACCUUCAGCAGAUGUAUGCAGCUCAACAGCAGCAUCUAAUGUUACAAACUGCUGCUUUGCAACAGCAGCAUUUGAGUAGCACUCAGUUCCAGAGCCUGGCCAGCGUCCCACAGGCAAACCUGUCAGGUGGGAGGCAGUGCACAUCCCCCAAUGGCAAUGUUACUCAGCAGUCAAGCAUGUCAGAGACCUCGAUUAAUCUCUCUGCUUCUCCUACACCUGCGCAGCUAAUAAGCCGUUCACAGACCUCCAACACUAGUAGCAGCAGUCUUACCCAACAGACCAUGCUGUUAGGGAGCACCUCUCCUACUCUGACUGCGAGCCAGGCUCAGAUGUACCUCCGAGCUCAAAUGCUGAUUUUUACACCUGCUACCACUGUGGCGGCUGUCCAGUCUGACAUUCCUGUCGUGUCGUCGUCAUCUUCGUUUCCCUGUCAGUCUGCAGCUACUCAGGUCCAGAAUUUGACAUUGCGCAGCCAGAAGUUGGGUGUAUUAUCUAACUCACAGAAUGGCUCUCCAAAAAGCAGUAGUCAAGCCCAGACACUAGCUGUGUGCCCUAAUAAACCUGUAACCAGUACCAAAGCCAGCCAGUCAGAUCCUCUAGAAAGCAAAAGGAAAGGAGACAGCCCAACUGCAGAGCCUCGAAGUCCGGCUGUAACACGUACAUCAAGUAUUCAUCAACUCAUAGCACCAGCUUCGUAUUCUCCGAUCCAACCUCAUUCUCUAUUAAAGCACCAGCAACCCCCUCUACAUUCACCAUCUUCAAAAAUUUCCCACCAUCAGCUGAUCUUCCAACAGCAACAAGUUCAACCAAUCACACUCCAGUUUCCUCCAAAUCAGGAGGCAUCUUCAUCGCAACAGUGUGUACCACUCCAAGGCCAUGCCCUUCCUCCAACUUCUAGCAGUGCCCCAUCCCAACACUGUACACCUGUUCACAUCCAUCCUCCACCACUUCCUCCUCCACUUUCUCCAACUCCAUCCCAGUCCUCACAACAAUCAGUGGUGGUAUCUCCCCCUCCCCCUCCUUCACCCAGCCAGUCACCAACAAUAAUUAUCCAUCCCCAAGCUCUUAUUCAGUCACAAUCACAUCCAUUAGCAUCGUCAGCACUCCAACCAGAGCAUAACCCAGUGCAGGCCGAUGAUAGACCAACAGAACCAAUAUCAGAGUCUUCUAAUCUUCCACCCCAACUGUCACCUUCCCCAUUAGUACACAUUGGGUCACCAGAUCAGCCUGUUAUGGUGUCCACAGGCCAACAGAUAACAUCUCCAACAUCUCACCAACAAUAUCCAGCUCUGCAGCCCACACCAAUCCCAGUGGCAGCCUCUUCCCAGCUGUCAACAUCUCCAACCCAUAAUCAACCACUGCCUCUUCCGUCAAUUCAGUCUUUACAAGUGCAGCCUGAAGUUUUGUCCCAGGGUCAGGUUUUGAUGCAAAAUACAUUGGUUUCUGAGGAGGAGCUUCCUGCUGCUGAAGCUUUGGUCCAGCUGCCGUUUCAGACUCUUCCUCCUCCCCAGACAGUUGCAGUAAAUCUUCAAGUGCAACAAGCUGUACCUGUUGAGACCCCAGUGAUUUAUCAAGUGGAGGACAUGUGUGAGGAAGAGAUGCCAGAGGAAUCAGAAUGUGUGCGUAUGGCUAGGACCCCCACCCCACCAACGUUGUCGCCACCAGCUAUCACCUUAAGAAACAGAGAAGAGUUUGCCUAUGAGGAGCCUUUUUCAGAACAAGAGGGACAUCCUUCAGUGGCCUCAUCAGUCAGCGCUUCUGUAAUUAAAUCACCAUCAGACCCUUCACAUGCCUCUAUUCCACCACCACCUUUUUUGCUUCCAGCAGUCGCAACAAGGAGUAACAGCGCAUCAUUGUCUAUUAAGAACCCUAGCAUAGAAAGCAAACCUCCACAGGCUGUCGUUAAGCCACAAAUACUGACCCAUGUUAUUGAGGGCUUUGUGAUCCAAGAGGGGUUAGAGCCAUUUCCUGUAAGUUGUUCAUCUCUUCUAGUUGAGCAGCCUGCAAAAAAGAGGCUCCUAGUGGAGGGCCAGGUGAUGAAUGUUAUGUGUGUUGAGUCCGAGUUACAGAAUAACACAAAGCAUGUAGACAACUCCUCAGACACAGAGUUGGAGGACACAAUUACAGAAGAGGGGCUAGACGAAAUGGAAACUGAUCUCCUCAAGUGUGAGUUUUGUGGGAAAAUGGGGUAUGCAAACAAGUUCCUGCGGUCAAAACGAUUCUGUUCCAUGUCCUGUGCCAAGAGGUACAACGUCAGCUGCAGUAAGAAAUUUGGAUUAUACUCAUCAGACAAAAGCAGUCGUUGGGGCCGGAGCCCAGAUAAUCAAAGCCUUGGACGACGUGGGCGACGGCCAAGCGGCUCUGAUGGAGCUCCAAGAGAACACUUCCUUAGACAGCUUCCAAUUACUUAUCCAUCUGCAGAAGAAGACUUGGCUUCUCAGGAAGACAAUGUACCGGUUGCCAUGACCACUCGCCUGCGAAGGCAAAGUGAAAGGGAAAGAGAGCGUGAACUUAGGGAACUGAGAAUUAGGAAAACAGCAGACAACAUGGAUUUGUUACCAGCCAUACAACCUGAUCCAUCUAUAUGGACUGUUGAAGAUGUUUGGGCCUUCAUACAUUCAUUGCCUGGUUGUCAAGAUAUUGCUGAUGAAUUUCGAGCCCAGGAGAUUGAUGGGCAAGCUCUUCUCUUAUUAAAAGAGGAUCAUCUCAUGAGUGCAAUGAAUAUUAAGCUUGGACCUGCACUGAAAAUUUGUGCACGAAUCAACUCCUUGAAGGAAUCCUAAUGGAAACUAGGCUUUGAACCACAGCUUCCAACAGACUUGUAAAGUAAUACAACAGCAUCUUAACAUUUGAUGUGAUUAUUACUGCUGUGUUUAACAUCUUUUUCCACAUAAAGACUAUUGGAGGAGCAUAAUUAAUGUAAUCUUCCAAACCUUACAGUAAUUAUCCAGCUUAUCAGGAAGCAUAAGCUGUAUUGGCAAAUUGUUGUAGUCAAAUGCAGGGUGAGGUAGAGUCAGUGGAAAGCUCUAUGAGGUUUAUGUAAUACGUUGUGGGUGAUGCGUAUUCCAAAAAGGUGAUUAUUUAACACUCAAAAUUUAAGCUUUUUUUUAAAUAAUAUAACCUUGAUAUAACCUUGAUUACAGUUUUAAAUUGUGUUUCUAUACACCUUUUCCUUUGUAGAAAGCUUUUUAAGAAUAUGGAUUAACAGAAGAGUCCACAGAGUCUGUGGAAGCACUGAUUAUGGUAAAAUGCUAUGCAUUUAAUUGUGCUCUUUGAGUUUCAAUUAAUCUUGAGCAUAUAAUUUGAAGAGAACUUGCAACUGACCUCUUCUCUCAUAACCCUAGAGUUCCCUCACCACUGCCACUGUAGUAUUUUCUUGUAAGUGUGGAAGCUUUUCUGUGAACAUGUGAGGUAUUUUGUGAAUGCAGAAUAUCUUCCACUAUCAGAAUAUUGGUCACCUGAAUUCCACAUGUCCUCCUUGUCGGUAUAAGGAGCACUCCCAUCUGUACAAACGCAUGAAUAUUGUGGGGGUGGAGGGAGGUAUUCUUGAUAAACGAGGUUGUACAGUAAGUCUGAUGCACAUAAUGGCAAAGCUGCUGAGAGCUGGAAUGGCAUGACACCCUUCCUGGAUAGUACUAAAAAGCACAUACAUUAUGUUAAUUCUUCGUAUGCUGCUAUGCACUGAAGAGGGCAUUAUGUUGUUAUCCUUAUGUUUUUUCUUGCUGCUGGUUAACAUAGACCAAAGGAAUUAAUGUACACCUAUUGAAUGGAAAGUUGUCAUCUAUGUGCUGGUGUGCAACUCCAAGUUAUUGAAUAGUUCUCAAGAGCAAAUUGGAUCAGCAGGCAUUUCUGGGCUUUGUUUUCCUUCUAUAAUUUUCUUGUCUACCCUUUCUUUGUUUCCACCAGCAGAUAUUUUGGUAGAUGCUGCUAGGGACGUUGUUCUUCCCUCUCCAUUUGGAAUAAGCACUUUUUGAAAUUACAGUGGUUUCACCUCUUAACAUUUCUUCACAACCCAGUGUUAUCUGCAGCAGCUAUUCAUGUUAUAGUAAGUAUGCCAAAUGAAUGGCACCAAAGUAUUAAGAGUAAGCAUUCAGAAGUAUGUUCUUUAUAUUUAAUAGUUUGCAUCAUGCUUUGGAAGAUCCUCUACCACCAUUCAGUUAACAUGGUUGAAGAAAUGGCAUUGAGCACUAAGGAGUUUCACAAGAACAAGGGAUUUCCAUUCAUUUCAGUAGUUUGUACAAAAUAAAUGCCCUGUAGAUUAUGACCACCAUGUAACUGAACGUGAAUCUUCCACAAUAGCAUGUCUGUUUAUUUCAGGAUAUGUUGGUUUCAGUUAUAAUACAAAUCUCUUAAGAUAGAUUUGGGUUUUUUUGGAAAUGAUUUACUAGAUGGCUAGCUAGUACACUUUUAGGCACUAUAUAAAAAUGAUAAAUACAAUAGUAAAUAAUACCAUUACAAUUCUGUCUCUGAGUGGAGUCUAGAGAGUCAAAAACUAUUUAUGAUUUCUUGGCAUGGUAAAAUAUUUUUUGUUUUAUUUGUACGUCAGCACCUUAUUUGCUGUAAAAUUAAGGGUGGUUUAAUUAGCAGAAGUGCUUAGACUUGUAUGGUGCUUUACUGGUUGUUUCAAUUUGGAAUUUGGGGGUGCAUUCAAGAAGGUAUUUCUUACUGUUACAGUUAACAAUUUACAGAUUAUUUGUUUAAGGUUAUCAGAAGCUCAAAGUAAUUCAGUUCCUUACAGAGUUAAGGAGAGCCACCCAACAUUUACAGGUGAUGUGUGUAUGUGUAAAAAUGUAAGAAUUACAAAGUAUUUCAUCAUUUCCCAACUCCUCAUUUUUCCAUAUAGAUUCUUUUGUAUAUGGAACAUGCAAAUAAGUUAUAGAGCGUAAUAUAGUUAAAGCUGCCACCAAAUCGCAUGAACUGGUUAUUUGCCUAAAUAGUAUUUGUGGACAGCUAACUGCAUUGGUUAUUUGCUCAAAUAGUAUUUAUAACUGUUAAGUUCAGUAAACUCAUGAAGGUAAUUUUUGCCAAAGCACAACAGGGAUUCCAAAAUUAAGCAUGUUUUCCCCACUUUUGGAGAAUGAAUUGUUCAGUCCUAUCCAUACGGGAUUUAAGUGGAAAAAGUUUAAGAGCACAGUCCAAACUAUAGGAAGUCAAUGUAAUUUAUGCUGGACUAACUGAAGCUGGAGUAAAUUAUUCCAAACUCCUUUCAGGAGUGGGGCUACUGCUGGCUGAGCCUGCCCCUGAUCCCAGUAAAGGGAAAGCAAGCCUUUAAAACAGAGUUUCACUUACAUUACCCUUUUUGCCAGUGUAACAUCCAAUGGGUUGCUAGGUCAUGUGACUGAGCUGAAAGGAGUCUGGAAAUAGGGGUAGGUCUCCUCUGCCCGCCUCUUUCGGGACUUCAUCCAGCCUCAGAUGAGCCAGUUUUGGCUAAGCCAGGAUGGAGGGUUUACUCCGGUGUUUCUCCAGCUGAGCUGGGAUGGGGGACUUCAGCCGGCACAGCCAGACAUCCAUCUGUUCUAACACCCCUCAUCCCAGUGGAUUUUAGGCUUAGAUCGCUCGCUUAGCUAGUUUAGUCCCAUUUACUUUAGAGAGAUUAAGACUGCAGUCCUUUGUACAUUUAUGGGUGAGAAUAGUUGCCAGUAAAUGUGCAUUGGGCUGUAAAACAUACAAAUCAAAAUAUUUCAAUUUAACUGAGUGGUUUUUCAAGCUAAUUUUGUUUUGCAAAUGACUUUUUUUGAAAUGUCAAUUCUUUUAAGCAUCUGGGAACUGGAACAAUUUUACAUCUCCUGUAAUAUACAAAUAAGAGCACAAAUUCUUAUUGAUACCUGACUGAUAAACAUUAUAUAAUUUAUACCAAAUACUCAGUUACUUUCAUUAGUGGCACUAUGUAUAGGUUUACAGAGAAUCCUGACAAAGAUUAUGGUAUGAUGUAGUAUAUUUGAGUAUUGUACCCCUGAAAAAAGAACUGAAGCACAAUAACUCUACCUUGAAUAGAAACAUUUGUUGCAGCUUUCCCCCCCAACAAACCACAAAACUAGACUACGACCUGGGAGACCAGGGUUUGAAUCCCCACACAGCCACGAAGCUCAGUGGGUGACCUUGGACAUUUUAUUUAUUUAUUUAUUUAACAGAAUUUGGAUUCUAAUUAUAAAUAAAACUUCUAAGUAGUUUACAAAAAAUAUAUAAAUUAGAAUUGUUUAUAAAGGUAAAGGUAAACGUUUUUUAAAAAUAAUCAAAAUAUAAUAAAAUCAACAGUUAAAAAUAUACAGUAUAAGCUAAAAUUACUGAUUAAAUACGCAUCAACUCUACACGUUGGGGUAGGCUUGCUUAAACAAAAAUAUUUUUAGCAGGUGUCAAAAAGAGUACAGCUAAGCGACUUGUCUAACUGCAAUGGGGAAGGAGUUGCAGAGUGUAAGAGUUGCCACGUUAAAAGAAAUGGAGCACAAUCAGUUGACAAGAGUAGAAGUUGUUUUUGUAGCUUGAUAAUACAAUGUCCAACAUAUUUACAUGUCGUACUAAAAGAUGAUAGUUCACUCAGGGGCUGGACUAGCCUAUCUCAUUUGUUCCGUUUGCCUCUUCAGUGUUAUUUAAUAUGAAACGGAUAUAAUUUUUUAUUCAUUAAGAUGGUUAAUUUGUAAGGGGGCUGCCAUAUGAUCUGAAGACAUUUGACCUCAGCAUGGAGCAAACUAUUGGACUACAUGAUCUUGAACUUCUUUCCUGCCCUACAGUUCAGGAAUAGCACUUGUAUUUCAGAUUCCUUUGUUAGUGGUAGUAGCAUUUAGGGUAUGCACAGAAGUGAUUGCACAUAGCUUGUUAAAAGUGAUCUCCAGUCACAGCCAACUAGGGAAAACACAUAAUUAGGAGGUUCUGUUUUGUUUUGUUCAUUAUCUCUCUUUACAUUUUGUACUCAAGUACAACUGCCAACAUACAAACUGUAAAAUAAGAAGUGCCCACGUGUAUUGGCACGGCCGUUAGUGGACCCACAGUUACACUGUAAUCUGAUUGAUGAUGUCAUGGUCUGAGGCAGCAUGGCAGUCAGCUUUCUAACCCAUUGGUACUCACUAGGCACUGUCGCGUCCAGAGCCGAAAGAAUGAGGCUGGAGUGUGUGUGCAAGUAAAUCUCGUUUUAUUAGAGUAAUGGAUACAUCAAAGGCAUUGCGCUUCAUAGGAAACCCUACGCUAACUCACUAGAUUCCCUAACUAUACUCUAGACAUGCUCUGCAGCAUGUGAAGGAAGUUGACUCAACGACCCCCCACUGGGAGCGGCAGGCUUAUAUAGGAAAUGUUUUCGAACGUAAUCUCUGACACCUUCGUAAUUCCUGUCUUUGCCCUGUCCGUUUCUCGUGGCGACGGGAACGAGGAGACAGGGGACGCACAUCCAACAGCUCAUCUGAAGACACCUGCUCCCGAGCAACAGGCUCAAGGUCAGGGGGCGGUGCCACACUGGAAUCCUCCUGGGAACUGCUUGGUAAAGGAGGAGCUGGCACUGACUCUGAAGCUUCCCCCCACAAGUCCUCUGCAUCAACUGGAGGCGGUGCGCUCGGCUCCUCGGAAAGGGCGUUACUCGUGGGAACUGGCUGGAGAGCAGGCUGCCCCCCUCCCGCACGAUCCUGCUCAGACACAACAAUCCCCAACUCUGCUUCUUCUGGCUGCGGAGGUGCCUGAAACUCAUGCCUCCCCCUUCCUGUCCCUUCUGAGUUGGCUGCAGCGCAACAUUAUCCCCCCCUCCAUGCUUUAACCCUUCCCACCCCUGAAGCUUAGGUUUCUCUGGAUAAGCCUCAUGGAAUUCUCUCACCAAAGUCGGAGCGUGCACAUUCUCCUCUGUUCCCCAGGAACAUUCAGUUGGAUCAUACCCCUUCCAAUGAAUCAGGUACUGAAGACACCCUCGGCGUUUUCGCGAGUCCAAAAUCUGUUCUACUUCGUAUUCCUCCUCCCCCUCUACCAACAACAGCGGUGCGGGCUCCACUCGUGGACGGUGAGGGUCGGGGGCAGCGUCCUUGGUCAACAAUCCCCUGUGGAAGACUGGGUGCAUCUUGAAGGUGGGCGGCAAUUUUAGUCUGUAAGCCACAGGGUUAAUCUGAGCCUCCACCUCAAAGGGCCCUACACGCUGAUGCUGCAGUUUACGACACCGGCCAGGCAUAGCUAGGAAACGUGUAGAGAUCCAGACCUGGUCUCCCACUCGUAUGAGGUCCCCCUCUCUCCGAUGCUGGUCAGCUGCGCGUUUGUAAUCCGCUUUGGCCUGUUCUAGUUGCUCUUGGAGUAGCUGUUGCAUAGCAUGAAGUUCCUGCAAGUAAUCUUCAGCGGCUGGGACUGAGAGACUGUCUUUUGGGGCAGGGAAGGCUCGGGGGUGGUAGCCAAAAUUGGCGAAGAAAGUAGUCUUGCGUGUGCGAAUGCACAGCAUUAUUAUAGGCAAAUUCUGCUAAAUGCAGGUAGGACAUCCAGUUGUCCUGCUGAUACCCCACAAAACAACGUAAAUAUUGUUGCAACACUGCGUUGACCCUCUUGGACUGCCCAUCCGUUUGGGGAUGAUGGGCAGACGACAGUCUCAGCUCACUUUGCAGCAACUUCCACAACGCUUGCCAAAAACGCAAGGUGAAUUGUGUGCCCCAAUCGGAAACCAGGCCAUCUGGCAGACCGUGCAGCCGAUACACAUUUUGCACGUACAACUUGGCAGUGUCUUGAGCGCUUGGGAGCCCUACGCAUGGAAUGAAGUGAGCCAUUUUCGAGAAGGCAUCAACGACCACCAAAACUGUGGUUUUCCCCUGCGAAGGUGGAAGGUCUGUUAUAAAAUCCAUAGUAAUCAUUCGCCAAGGUCCUCCUGGAGCAGGAAGGGGUUCCAGUAGCCCCGGUGGCUUCCCAGUGGCAUGUUUAGCCCUCCUGCAAGUGGGGCAAGAGCGAACGUAAUGCUCUAUGUCCUUCUUCACCUUGGGCCACCAGAACUCCCGAGUGACAGCUUGAAUGGUCUUAAAAACCCCAAAGUGGCCUGCCGUGGGGGCAUCAUGGCACUGACGUAGUACCCUCACUCGCAGUUCUCCGGGGGGCACAUAAACAGCUUCCUGAUGGUGCAGUAUGCCAUCCUUCCAUAUAAGGUCCUUCUGUUCUGCCUGGGGUGACGCGCCCUCUUCGACCCACUGCUCCUGCACAAAAGGGGCCUGUUGUUGCGCUUCACGCACUUCAGCUUCCCAAGAAUCUUGGCAGGCCCCUACUACUCCCCGCUCGGGAGGGAUUAUGUACUGUAACGGUCUUGGGGUGGGAUCCCUCAGAAAUUCUGGCUUCCUUGCGAGGGCAUCAGCCCGCUUAUUCUGUGCUUGGGAGAUAUAAUGAAUUUUGAAAUGGAACCGUGCGAAAAACUGAGCCCAGUGCACUUGCCUCUGAUUGAGUUUACGGGCGGUAUGAAGACUCUCUAGAUUAUGAUGGUCCGUGCGCACCUCAAUUUCAUGCUGCGCCCCUUCCAGAUGGUGUCUCCAGGCUUCAAAGGCAUCUCUAAUGGCUAAUAGCUCCUUUUCCCACACAGUGUAGUUUUGUUCAGAGUCGGUUAACUUUCUGGAAAAGUAGGCACAAGGCAUCAGUUCUCCCCCUUUCUGGGCCGGUUGCAAAAGAACCCCUCCGAUCGCGACGUCCGACGCAUCCGUCUCUACCACAAAAGGGAGCGCCGGGUCGGCAUGCUGUAGUAUGGGUUCGGUAGCAAACCUUCACUUCAGGCUCUCGAAAGCCUCUUGUGCAGCUUCUGUCCAUUGGAAAGGUCCUGAGCCCUUCAGGCAAUCCGUGAGCAGUGUGGUCUGAUGGGAGUAGUUGGCUAUGAAACGAUGAUAGUAAUUCGCAAAGCCCAAGAAGCAUUGCAAAUCCUUCUUGGUCUUGGGGGGUUGCCACGUGAGUACACAACGAACUUUUUCUGGGUCCAUUUCUACUCCUGCUGGAGAGAUCCGAUACCCCAGAAAGUCCAACGUGGUUAGGUCAAACCCACACUUUCCCAGCUUACCGUAAAGACGGUGUUCCCGUAACUUCUGCAGCACUGCACGCACAUGCGAGUUGUGUUCCUCGGGAGUAUUCGAAUAAAUCAGGAUAUCAUCCAAAUACACUAUCAUAAAGCGGUCCACAAAGUCCCGAAAGAUGUCAUUCAUAAAAUUUUGGAAGACUCCAGGUGUUCCCGACAACCCGUAUGGCAUCACCAAAUACUCAAACUGACCAUAACGGGUCUUAAACGCAGUCUUCCAUUCAUGGCCUGCCUUAAUCCUCACCAAAUUGUAAGCUCCUCUCAAGUCCAGUUUCGUGAAAAUUUUGGCGGAACGCAACCUCUCCAACAUUUCCCUAAUGAGCGGCAGCGGGUAACUAUUGGGGAUAGUGAGCUGGUUUAGGGCUCGAUAAUCAUUACAGGGACGGAGCUCCCCCCCUUUUUUCUUCACAAACAGCAGGGGUGCACCAGCUGGGGACUGUGAAGGGCGAAUGAAGCCUUUCUUCAAAUUGGCGUCCAGAAACUCAACUCUGGUUCAGAUAGAGAGUAGAUCCGCCCGGCGGGGAUGCGUGCCCCAGGCACCAAAUCAAUGGCACAAUCAUAGGGCCGGUGAGGAGGGAGCUGCUGCGCUUCCUUUUUAUCAAAGACGUCCCGAAAACUCCCAUACUUGGUGGACAAAGUUAUCUCCCUUGGGGGAGACGCCCCUGCCAACACCUGUGGCUCCUCUUCAGGCUGGCAAUGUUGAUGGCAGUACUUGGAGAUAAAAACUACCACAGCUUCAUCCCAAAAGAUUGUGGGGUUGUGCCUAACCAGCCAAGGCAUACCCAACACCACCGGGAAACGCGGCAAGGACGCCACAUAGAACGACAGGUCUUCCCGAUGCCCAGGGACCUUCACUUCCACGGACUCAGUCACCCGAGUCACCCCCCCAGACUUCAGAGGCCGGCCAUCUAUAGUUUCCACUGCCAACGGCUGACUCAGUUCUCUUGUGGGAAUAGCGUGGUGUAGCGCCAACUCUCGGUCUAUGAAACAAGAGGAUGCUCCGCUGUCAAUCAUAGCCUUGGCUGAGAAGCUCUCGCCUGAGGAUAGGGUGAUGCGAAUGGGCAACAGAAGGGCCCCUUGGGAGGGAAGGGGUCGUAACGGAGGCUCAGUGUCUGUAGCACUCCCCAACUCUCUAGCCUCUAUGAGAGCUGGGAUGUGAAGUUUUCCGGCGGUUGGGAUCUUCCGAUUUUGGCUGCACAAUUUCUGGCGAGGUGUCCAGACUUUCCGCAAUAGAGACACAGUCCUUCUCUCCGGCGUCUUUCCCUCUCCUCCUCUAUCAAUCGCGGUCUAGCCCCCCCAAUGUGCAUGGGCUCCUCUCCCGAGACAGUAGGGAUGCCAGGAUUGGGCACGGGGCGCGCACGGGGCAGCGGAACAGCAACCUGACUCCGUGAAGGCUCCAUUCUUUGCUCCAACUUUCUUCCUUCUAAGUGGCUGUCUAUCUGCAAACUCAGUUGAAUCAAACCCCUCAGUGAGUCGGGGUGUGUGGAGCGCGCCACUUCAUCCAACACUUCUGGACUCAGUCCAUUUCUGUAGAAGUACAUCAAGGCUGGGUCAUUGUACUCCGUCUCCUGAGACAAAACACGAAAAGCAUUUGUGUAUUGCCCUACAGACCCCCUUCCCUGUCUCAGGGUCCCUAACUGGCGGGCAACCGUCUCCUUCCUCUGGGGGUCUCGGAACAUGUCCCCCAUCGCAUUUUUGAAGGCGUCAAACUGGCGCAAUAUCUGGUCGUUGCGAAUCAAAUACGGGGUGGCCCAUUUUGCUGCUUCCCCUUCCAAUAAACUGAUGAUGAACGCCACCUUCGCGUCAUCAGUUGGGAAUUCAGCUCUGCGCACUUGAAUGUACAACUCACAUUGGGCUAGAAACGUGGCAAACUGUUCACUCUGGCCCCCGUAUCGCACGGGGAGCCCCACUGGAGACUUCACAGGGGCUGCCACUCUGGGAGGCGCAGCCUGGACUUGGGCGACCAAGGCAUGGAGAUUCUGGUUAUCCACUUGCAAGGUUUGCAUUGCGGCUCUGAGGUUUUGGUUCUCAGCUUGUAGGGCUUGCGUAGUCACUCGGAGGUUCUGGAUCUCGGCAUACAAAGCUUCCAUGGUGAUAGGUACUCCCCCUCUUGCUCCGUUCUGGUCUAUGUCAUCCGCCAUGGGAACAGGUUCGAGUAGGGAUGGUGGUUGAGUCAAUCUGUCCCGUCCAGAGCAGAAAGAAUGAGGCUGGAGUGUGUGUGCAAGUAAAUCUCGUUUUAUUAGAGUAAUGGAUACAUCAAAGGCAUUGCGCUUCAUAGGAAACCCUACGCUAACUCACUAGAUUCCCUAACUAUACUCUAGACAUGCUCUGCAGCGUGUGAAGGAAGUUGACUCAACGACCCCCCACUGGGAGCGGCAGGCUUAUAUAGGAAAUGUUUUCGAACGUAAUCUCUGACUCCUUCGUAAUUCCUGUCUUUGCCCUGUCCGUUUCUCGCGGCAACGGGAACAAGGAGACAGGGGACGCGCAUCCAACGGCUCAUCUGAAGACACCUGCUCCCGAGCAACGGGCUCAAGGUCAUCGGGCAGUGCCACACUGGAAUCCUCCUGGGAACUGCUUGGUAAAGGAGGAGCUGGCACUGACUCUGAAGCUUCCCCCCACAAGUCCUCUGCAUCAACUGGGGGCGGUGCGCUCGGCUCCUCGGAAAGGGCGUUACUCGUGGGAACUGGCUGGAGAGCAGGCUGCCCCCCUCCCGCACGAUCCUGCUCAGACACAACAAUCCCCAACUCUGCUUCUUCUGGCUGCGGAGGUGCCUGAAACUCAUGCCUCCCCCCUUCCUGUCCCUUCUGAGUUGGCUGCAGCGCAACAGGUAAAUGGAAAUAGACUGCUGGUCACACCGGCAGCAGUGUUGCUGAAUCACCCUGCUAAAAGCAAUUGAUAGCGUGAUGACUAUACUAAAUAUAGUCUGGGGAGGCUUAUAAUGAAAUACUUUAAAAUUUAAACCCUAAGAUGAAUUCAGGUAAAUUUUAUUCUUCAUGUAAAUUCCUCACCUCUUUGAACCAUACAGGUUUUAUAUAGGUUCAGUUAUUAAUUCACUUUCUUUAUUACAGAUAUUUGGGUAAUUCUGUAGUCAAAUGACAACAUUUAUAGAAGUUACAAAUCUGAGUUAUACUUUGGCUGUGUCUAGUCACUGCUGGUUCCAUGGUUUAGAACCUAAUAGGAACUACAGGAAGCAGCAUGCAUUUGGGGGUGCCUAGUCAUACACACACUUGCACUAUUAUUCUGAGCAGUCAUAUAAUUUGGAAUGUGCCACCUGGACUGACACCACCUCAAAUCUGUCACAUAGAUUAGCAAGCAUCAAUACAAGAAUAGGUACAUUUCCCAUAUGGGUUUCAGGCACAAAGUGCCAAAACACUUUCACAUUAGAUAACUAUAUUCCAUAUACCAAGCUGUAGCCAGAUUAGAAAAGUCAAAGGCAGUCAGUCGUACUACUGGCCCCUUCUUUCUCCUCCGCGCUGUGAGUAGUUUAAUGGCUUGUGAUUGUGUUUCACCUUUUUGAAUCGAUACGGGCUAAAGGCCCAUGAUUAGGGCACAAUCCAGCUCACCUUUCUGCCAGGCUGGGGUGAGUUGGAUGCCACAGAGGGCUGGCUGUACUGGGAGGCUCCUGGCUGCAUCAGGCUUCCCCAGCCUCCCCCAGCAGCAAUCCUCUGCUGCAGCGGCGAUGUGGCUCUGCCAGGAGCCUGCCAGCACUGCCAGGGUCUGCCAGGCAUGGCCAGCAGAAGCCCUGAAAACAGAGUAUUCCAGAGGCAUGGCAGGGGUGGAGCCAUGGGGGGGCAUAUGUGAGAUCCUUCUCGCAUUCAGAGCCCUCCCCUGGGUCCCAUUGCUCCUUGAAACUCCACUGGCCAAAAGGCUGAUAGAGUAAAAAUAAUUUUAAAUUCCCAUUCAGUCCUACGGGGCGUGCUUACUCCACGGGAUGACUGUUUGCCAGAACUGGCGCUUCCCGACCAGCUUGUGUGUGUGGCACCCAGUAGAGCCAGCAUUCAGCCAGGCCAGCCGCUCCCAAAAAAGAGGAGGAUCCCAUGGAGCUUUCUCAUGGCUCCUUCACCACCACCACCACCCCAGCUUCCCGUCAGUUGGAUUGCUCUGUUAAUCAUUGAUAUCCCUGCUUUCACAGGUGUACAAAGUAAAUAAAAGUCUGGAGGCAGCAAGCAUAUGUGAUGGCGUGAUUUGCAGAAAAAAGGCUUAGAAAACUUCCUGUUUUCUAUGUUUAACACAAAAGUAAAGGCAUGAUUCCAAGUCAGUGCUUAAGUGUUAUUCAGUUAACGGCAUUUGAAUCCCUAAUUUUGCAUUUGUGUUGCACUGGUUUCAGUGGACCUUAAGUGCCCCUAACAUUCUUUAGAUCAUACCCAGAACAAUCAGUAUUUUUAUUUUUUAAGCAAGAACCUUUAUUACAAUAAUUGUAAUAGAAAAACAUUUUGAAAUAAAAUAUCCAAAUACAAAAUAAUUACAGUAAUUAAUUCUAGAAAGUUACCUCCUCCAGAGAGGGAAGGAUAAAAUGAAAUGAAUGAAAUUCCUGCAUCACUUCCUUUAUGUCAGUUGUUUUGACUCCUGUUGUCUUUACUAUGAUAGGAAUAAUAUUUUGCUUUUGCUGCUUAGCCAAUUGCCACGCAAGAAACUGGUUUUGUGUCAUUCCUUUUGCCAAGGAUCUUUCCGCUGCUAACAUAUCAUGAAGAUCAACCCUAUUUCUGGCAAUAGUUAAACAUUCAUACGUAUUUACCAUUAAGUGUUGUUUAUGCAUAAUCUCCAAUUCCUGCACUUCUUUUAUCCAUUCUUUCCUUCCCUGGUUCAAUAUGGAUGAUCACACCUCUUAUUAUUACUUUAAACACCUCCUAUGGGGUUGUAAUAUAAUUCACAGAUCCUUCUUUGAGUCCGAAACAAUCCAUGAUUGCUUCUCGAAUUUGCUCUAGUGUUCUACUGUCACAGAGUAUGCUUGAAUAAGAGUAUGCUUGAAUCUUGCCCUUCGUCUCCAAGCCCUAAUGUUUCCAAUCAAUUGCUACCAAUGCAUGGUCAGGUCAUAUCUUUAUAUCAAUCAUAGCUUCUAUUCCUCCUUGAUACAGACCUGGAGAUGCCAAUAUAUAUCUUGGAAUAAGAAUGAUAUCUAGCCAAAUUAUAAGUAAAACCCCUUUUCUGUGGAUAAAUAAACCUCCAAAGAUCUAGGAACUGCCAUGUUUCUAUCCAUUCAUAUAGAUUCUUGGGAUGCUUUUUUAUAGUGACAUCCCUUCUUGUAUUUUUGUCCAUAUUUCUGUUCAUCAUCAAAUUAAAAUUCCCUGAUAAGAUUAAUUGGCCUACUUUAAACUUAUUCAAGUUCUUUAUAAAUUUAGCAUAAAACACAGUUAGAACAGAGUUGGGGGCAUAAAGGCUAACAAUAGUUAUUUAAGUAUUAUUUAAUAUACCCUUAACCAUAACAUAUCGGCCAUCCAUCUGCCUCCCUUACAUAUAUGGCUACACCUCUCAUCUUUUCAUUAGCACAAGAAUGGUAAAAGUGCCCUUUACAGAGCUUAUUUAAAAGAUGGAGAUCUUGGGAAAGGAUGUGAGUCUCUUGAAGACAAAUAAUAUUAGCUUGAAAUAUUUUUAGACAACAUUUUUUAUUUAUCUUUACACUUGGAAAUUAUACAAUUAUACAAUUCUUUAACAACCACACUCAUCUCAAUACAUAGAAUAAAGAAGUACAAUAAAGAAAAAAAUGAGAGAAUGAGAAGAGAAAAAAAGUAAUACAAAACAAAAAAUAAUGAAGAAAAAGGGGUGGAGAAAAAAAAAGAAACUAUAUAUGAUUUAAGCCUUUCUAGGGUGGAUCCAUCGGCAUCAACAAAUACAUCUUACUGACAUCCCAUAAUCACAGCAGAACCCAUCCAGGGGAGGGGAGGGGAGAGAGCGAUAGAAGAGAAUAUUGACAAAAUGAAAUUGUGUAAAAAUACAGGGAUGAGGGGAAUACAAACAAAAAAGCCUUCAGAAAAUAGUUUGUCUCAUUACUAGAAAUAAAGCGCUCCAUUGUGUUUUAUUAUCAGUGUCUUCUUUUUGCACUCGUCCCCCUUGUUGAACCAUAGGGUGAGGAUUAUUAUGGCAUCUGAAGUGGGGAUGGAGUGAGGAGUCGAGUUAGGAUCAGGAUCUGAGUUCCAUUAGGUCUUGAAAACAUAAACUUAAAACUUUUCCUCAAGAGCCUUUGCUUCUUCAAUUGAUUUAGCUGCCAACCACUAUCCUUUAUGUAUAAUCAGCAAUUUGAAAGGAGUUUCCUAUUGAUAAUUUAUUUUCUUAAUCCAGAGCUGAUGUAGGUCAGAUAAGAUUUCAGCUUGCUUCCACUUGAUUAACACUUUCUCUUUUGCCCAAUAUUGAUAAGUGAUAGCCUCUUUAACCUGAAGACCUAUACAUUUUACCAUUAUGUCUCUGGGGAAAUCAGCCUUCUGAGGUUGGGAGGGCUCUAUUUUAUAUGCAACUUCCACUGCAACCGAACAAAGCCUGUCCAGUUGGAUGUAAUUUGCUAGAUGUUUUUCUGAAAAGGUGACUAGAUUAUUCCUCUCCAAACCCUCCGGAACUCCUCUUAAUUUAAUGCUCUUUUUCAUUUCUUCUUGUAAUUCUUCUAAGCUAUUUCUGUUUUUUUCCCAAUUCAAUCUCCAAAGUCUUAUUAGUAUUUUUGGUUUUUGCAACAAAGCCCUUUGUUCAUCCUGUAGGUUGUCAAGGGUUUUCCCCUCCUGUUUAGAUACACUUUCCAAAAUAUUCCCUACAGAUGCCUCCAAAUUUGCAACUUUACAUGCAAUAUUAUUCAGUUUAUCCUCAAUGUUCUUGUCUCUAUCUUGCAUUUUUUCUCCAGGACUUUAUCCAGCCAUUUCUCUAGCUUCUUUUCCCUUUCUGAUUGCCCUUUCAAAUUCCUAUCUUCAAAGGCUUUGAAUUCUUUAGUAAAUGUUUCUUGCAUCUUUUCUAUAGGUGCAAAAUUUCCUCCUCCUCUUCUCUUGAUCUUUAUGUUUUCUCCCUGGCAUCUUUUUAUAAAUUUGGUAUUCAUAGCUUGACAUUCCAUUAAAUGAUUAGGAAUCUAUUGAAUCCAACAUUCUUUCAUCUGAUUCUCCCAACAGUUCAUCAAAUAUUUUGUUUACCAAUUCAUAAAGUGAGGCAUAACCCAACCUGUAUUUCCUUCAUCCUUUGAUAUUUUAGAUUCAAUAAAAAAAAUUUUUAAUGAUAUAAUCAGUCUACUCAAUAAUUCAGCAAUUAGAAAGAGAUCAGAUAGAAAUCAAUUAAGAACAAUCAAGACUGAAGGGACCAUUCCCAUCAAGAGCAAGCUCCAUGAUAAAAAUGUACAUACAAGUUUUCUUCUCUCAGCUUUGUACACUCACUGUUCUGAGUGCUUAUUGUGUAAUAUCCUCAAACUCAUUUGAUGAUUCAUCUGCAUAAACUCCCUACCACAGAUGCACUAAAUAACAUUUGUGAUGUUUGAGUAAUUCCAUGGGAUCUCCUUUUGGGGCAGUUACGAUAUGCAAGGAUCAAUGCCUGCUGACAUUAUCUUGGGGAUACAGAUAUGUGAUGAAUUUAAUCACGGAUUAACAGAGCAUGGCUAAAGCUACUGUAUAUGGAGAUACUCAUGCAGCAUGUUCAGAGUAUGGGAAAGAGCAUUAGCAAUGGAAUUCUGGUAAAGGAAGUACUGCAUGUGGUUACUUCAGACAUUGUCUUUGUCCUCACAACUAAAAUGGUGCAUCACAGAUUCCUUGCAAAAAUGCAAAAGGAAAAAAACCCAUGCAAGUGGUCUAUGGCAUGUUCUCUAAGUAACCACUUCUUUGAUUCUUUCUGUGUUUUCAGAUCAAAUGACAUUAAAACCAUUGUUUCCCAUUUCAGACCUAAUGGGAAAUUGUUAAAGAUACUAUGAUCAAAGCACAAAAGUUGGCAUGCAGCAGAACAAGGGGGAAGUAAGUGGGCCCAACGCUAGUUCCAGCUAAAUAAACUGUUUUAUUAAGCCAGGAUCAUUAUGUCCAAACUGGUCCAUAGUGGUGUGAAAAUUAAAUUUAGCAAGAGCAUCUGGAAUCAGUUCUGUUGGACAAAAUCAAAUGAAAAUGAUAACUUAUAAUUGGCAUUAUGAAAUAUUUCCUUCUACAUUUUUCUAGAUUUGUUUCUUUUUGGAAGUUCACAUCCAUGAUCUUUUAAAACAUCUGAUGCUUAGAAUACAUUUGUGAUAGGGCCUUUUGUAAAUUUAUUGAGUUGAUAAAUAUUUUAACAAUCCCUUUUUGUGGCUAAUUAUAUAGAUUGACAAAUAUACUGUGCCCCCUCCCCAUGAAAGGAUAAAAUUGGCCCUAUUGGCCUAAAACAUUUUUAAUUCUGUAAAAUGACCAUUUUAUGUUUCUUAACCUUUUCAUGAUGGGAUCAAACCAUGAUAUUUCCAUGUAGUGUGAACCAGCAAAACAGAUGAUGUUGCAACAGUGGUGACAAACAAUAUGAUUUUAAAUUUAUUGCCUCUUCUUUUGCACUAGUAUUUGAAAAUGUUGUUUAAGCAGAUAAAGUAUUUAACUACAAUUUAUAUACUUUUAAGAUAAAUUAUCCAAUAUGUUCUGCACCCGUUUUUUGUAUUUAUCCAGGGUCACUUCCCCCCUUUUCUCUUUAAUUAUAACUAUGAAAACCAAUAGAGAGACAUGGGUUAUUUUAGGAAUUAGCAGAUCAGUGUCAAGAUGAGAGACAGCUGGACUUCGAGUAUAUUUGCAUAUAAACGUGUGUAAAAUUAAUCUAUAAAGAUAUAUAUGUAUGUCUCUGUGUGUGUAUCAUGGAAUGGUACUUGGAUUUUCCUAAACAAGUGUUUUAAGCAUAUGUAGCAACAAUUCGGCACUUGGAUUGUUUCCAGUGAAAAUUUUAAAAAGAAUCCCUCCCCUAAUUAAGCUGUAUCAUUUUUACAUUUAAAGAAUAAGCCACACAGUAAUUUGGGUAAAGUUUGAUCUACAUGUAUCUUUUUUAUAUAAAAAAGCACUUUCAUAUUGACAUAGCAUGUGGAUGAAUUUUAGAUUCUCAUAUUUGUUAUGGUCUGUAGGAGUGAUGUAAAAUUUACUUGUUAUUAAUCUGUCCAUGAAUAAUCAGAUUAUACAAAGGAUGAAUCAAAGCACCUUAUACUAUUGCUGCUUCAAUUUGCUUGUAAUUGCACCUUUCGUUAUUGGCACACUUUUUUUAUUGAGCAUUCUUACGUGGUAACAUUUGCUUCCUGUUUGAUUAAAUAUUUGACCCACAGCAUCACCAACUGGCUUAUA
This is a messenger RNA of Rhineura floridana, 20763 nucleotides long. It is a transcript of the gene PHC3, whose product is annotated as polyhomeotic homolog 3. The record is from RefSeq and is a predicted model, not a curated record. Gene Ontology annotation, molecular function: zinc ion binding; protein binding. NCBI's taxonomy places the organism in Eukaryota, Metazoa, Chordata, Lepidosauria, Squamata, Rhineuridae. The transcript is spliced from 16 exons. Gene Ontology annotation, cellular component: PRC1 complex; nucleus. Bases 1368 to 4325 code for a protein of 985 amino acids.